Molecule: messenger RNA, 1712 nt
Organism: Brassica oleracea var. oleracea
Lineage: Eukaryota; Viridiplantae; Streptophyta; Magnoliopsida; Brassicales; Brassicaceae
Product: protein tesmin/TSO1-like CXC 7
Exons: 6
Coding region: 82-1539 (485 amino acids)
Biological process (GO): regulation of DNA-templated transcription
Cellular component (GO): nucleus
Source: RefSeq, a predicted model, not a curated record
GAAGCAGACGAACACAGAGGAGGAAGAAGACGAGCUCUCCAGCUGAAAGCAGCAGCGAAAUCUCUCUCUCUCUCUCUCCUUAUGGAUAACUCCGAUCAGGACUUGGGCUCUCCGCGAAACCAAUUGGCGCGUCGAUUGGAUUUCUCCGUCUCGGCGGCGGCGGAGAUGGAUUCUUCUCAGGGAAGUGAGAAGCAUUCUCUUCUCGAUUCGAAUUCGUCUCGGGAAGAUCAUAAAGAAGAAGACUUGUUGCCUCCUCCGCCGCCGUCAGGUUCCGAGGAGCAAGUGGUGAAGUCGCUGAAACCGCCGGUUAGAUCGGAACUCAGCACGCCGCCGCAGAGACCUCCGAUUAAUGGGUUUGAUCAUGAGCCGGCCAAGUGUCGAGUGAGCAAGCAAGAGCCUUUGACACCAAGUAAGCAGAAGCAUUGCAACUGUAAAAAUUCAAAAUGCUUGAAGCUGUAUUGUGAAUGCUUUGCGUCGGGGUCGUAUUGCAAUGGCUGCAACUGUUUGAAUUGUCAAAACAAUUUGGAGAACGAGACCGCAAGACAAGAAGCCAUCACCGGGACGUUGGAUCGCAAUCCUGAUGCCUUCAAGCCUAAGAUUGCUGGUAGUCCUCUUGGAACCAAAGAUUUACAGGAAGAUGCGCGGCAACUACUGAUUCUGGGAAAGCACAGCAAAGGAUGCCACUGCAAGAAAUCAGGAUGCCUCAAGAAGUACUGCGAGUGUUACCAGGCCAAUGUCCUGUGUUCUGAGAAUUGUAAAUGUCAAGAUUGCAAGAACUUUGAAGGAAGCCAAGAGAGGAACGCCCUUCUUUAUGGACCAGAAACCUACACACAACAACAGCAGACGACCAACGCAGCUCUCAACCGCGCCGUCGCCACCUCUGGUUAUCUAAACCCUCUUGAAUCAAGAAAGAGAAAAAGCAAGGAAGCUUCACAUUCAGCUGGAGGCUCAUCUGCGUUUCCACACCUCAUAAGGAAUGGUGACACUUCUCUAUUUUCAGUUCCUAACAACAGAGUGGUAUCUGGAUUUACCGCAUGUUCUUACAGGUCUUCUCUGUCAAAUACUAUCCAGCCGCGUCAUGUGAAAGACCUAUGUGCGCUUCUGGUCACAAGAUCGGUGGAUGUAGCAAAUAAAAGGAGGAAAAAUGAGAAAGACUCUUCACUUGAUCCAGCUCUGAGAGAUGUUAAUGAGACCAAUGACUCUCCAGAUUGUGUCCUUGACUCUACUAGAAUGGACGAGAAGCCGUUAUCUCCAGCAACACGUGCAUUGAUGUGUGAUGAUGAGGACGUGAUCAUAUCAGAGAAAGAGACAUCUGCCGCCCGAGUGAAAACAAGCCAAGAGAAAGAAGACGCAGACACAAGCUCGGAGAGUUUCGUAGAACAAGAAAGACAGAUCUUGUCCAGCUUCAGGGACUUUCUCAUUCAGUUCUCAAACCGUGGGAACAUAAAACGAAUGAAUAUCAAAACCAAGACAAAUCAGAGUAGAAAGGAACCACCAGAAGAUGAAGAGCAAAGGAAUCAGCACUCAGGUUUAGGGUAAUGCUUAGGGAAUUUCUCGGAUAAAAACUUUAGCGUCCAACUCUUUUUGACAUGUUUUAAAAGUAUCUAUAGGAAGAUCAGAUUAGAUUAAUUAUUGGGACUGUUAGAUUAGUGCUAACUGCAAGGUACUAUGUUUCAUACAUUGGCGUGAAGAUUUUGAGUAAAUAGUGUCUA